UCGCUCCCAUUUGCUGGCUGGUGCCCUGAGGGUGACGAGACUCAAUGUUUAGCAAUUUCUGUGCAUAACUUCGCAUCGCAAGAGCAAGUGCGUGUUUCCCCCCCUCCUUUCUUUUUCCUGCUCCUAAACGCCUCCUUCAAGUUUGCAGCUGGGCAGGACUCCAAAGGUGCAGCAGCAGCAGCAACAAGCCGGAGUUCAAAGUUAGCAGUAAAUUGCACAACUUCCAGCUCAUCGCUACGCUCAGUGACUAUUAACAAGCUGGAAGACGCUCAAGGAAAAAAAUAGGGGAGAAGGGAACACCCUCGAAUUGUUGGGGAUCGCUGAUGUUAUGCUCCUGCCGCUGGGAUCAUGGCUCCCUUUGGAAGGAAUUUAUUAAAAACCCGGCAUAAAAACAGGUCUCCAAACAAGGACAUGGCUUCAAAUGAAAGAGAGAUUGUGGUUUGGGUUUGCCAGGAAGAGAAGAUUGUAUGUGGCCUGACAAAGCGCACAACUUGCGCAGAAGUGAUUCAAGCACUGCUUGAGGAACAUCAGGCAACAUUUGGAGAGAAAAAGGUCUUAUUUGGAAAACCUAGUGAUUACUGCAUUGUAGAAAAAUGGAGAGGAUCGGAGAGAGUACUUCCUCCCUUGACAAAGAUUCUGAGACUUUGGAAGGCCUGGGGUGAUGAGCAGUCUAAUUUGCAUUUUGUGUUGGUGAAAUCAGAUGCUUUCCUCUCAUUUCCAUUGUGGAAGACAGCUGAAGCAAAGGUGGUACAAAAUGUAGAAAAACAGUGGGAGCUCAGUCCAGCAAAUUACAUGAAGAUGCUGCCGAUAGACAAGCAAAAGAAAAUAGUCAGGAAGACUUUCCGGAAGCUGGCCAAGCUUAAACAGGACAGUGUUCAACAAGAGAGAGAUAACAUGGAGACACUGAUUCAUCUGAUCAUUUCUCAAGAUCAUACCAUUCAUCAGCAAGUCCUUAGAAUGAAGGAACUAGACAUGGAAAUUGAAAAAUGUGAAGCAAAAUUCCAUCUAGAUCGUGUGGCAAAUGAUGGAGAAAAUUAUGUACAGGAUUCUUAUUUAAUGAUCAAUCCAAGUGAGGCUGAGCAUCAGGGAAGUAGGCCAGAUGAUCAAAAAGAGAUGAAUGACUAUUUGAGCAAAAGUGAGGGAAUUUUACAGGUUGAGGAAAGACUGAAACAUCACAAACAAUUAAUAGAGAAGCUAUGUGCUGAAAUUGAAAGAGAGGUACACGGUAUAUGCACAGAAAAAACUGGAGAUGAUGUUUGCACUGAAGAUGCUGCUAAUGCUGACCUGGAAAGUUCAAAUUUGGAAAAUGUAAAAUAUGAGCUGGAAAAAAGUAUGAAAGAUGGUCUGAGAAUCAACUCGUACUUGAGCUGCAUUCAGAAAGAACUUACGUACAGGGACUCACUGCUUCAAAAGAAGGAGAAAGAAUAUGAACUUCUCACAGAAGAAUUUAAUCUACUACACGUUAAAGACACCAUUGAAACUAGGCUUCCAUCAAAUGAAGAGACAUCCAAGGGCAGUGGCAUCUCCAAUAACAGCAUUGCUGUUCCUGACUUUGUUCAUAGAGUGACUAAUCUGGACAUAAAUGAUACAGACUCGGACACUGGAAUCAGCUCUACACACAGUCAGGACUCUGAAAUAACUUCAGGGGACAUGGUACUGUUGUCAACAUAGUUGAAAGCAGUCACACUUUAGGUAAAGUCGUAUUUGGAGGAUAUUUAUAAGAAUUUGUAAACCUUCUUAUCUUGAGUUCAGCCAUUGAAGAUGUUAAAACUGUGGCAUCAUUUUAGAAAAGUUAACAGUGUCUGUUUAUGUGCUUAAGACUAUGCUUAAAUUCAUGGGCAGUCUUACAGGUAAACUGCUAAUGGGUGCAAGGCUGUUAGGUCUGCUAAAUCAAGACAGACUGUUUGGAUCUUGUAACAUUGAUACUCAAUGGAACAUGAGCAUUCUGACUGACUUGGACCAGAAGUCUGGAGAUUUGAUAUCACCUAAUCUUUAGGUCUAUUUCUUCAUCUCUGUAACAUUUUAGGAACGUGAA
Molecule: messenger RNA, 2035 nt
Organism: Calypte anna (Anna's hummingbird)
Lineage: Eukaryota; Metazoa; Chordata; Aves; Apodiformes; Trochilidae
Gene: RASSF9
Product: Ras association domain family member 9
Exons: 2
Coding region: 349-1671 (440 amino acids)
Biological process (GO): signal transduction
Source: RefSeq, a predicted model, not a curated record